AUGUCAGAUAAGAUUAAAGGAAGACUACAUGUCUUCCCAAAGAUCAUCGACGGGCGAUUUCUCAUUCAUUCGGUCUGGACAUUCACUAAAGACAUCGGAAAUGUCUCUCGUCAAUCUAUAGGGCAGUUCCGCAUAUGUCAACAUCAAAUUUGGGAUCCUUCGGGUUAUUCAAACUCAACGUUGUUGAAUAUCCAGGCCUAUGCUUUCCGUCUCGGACGUGAGGUCCAUCAUUCAUGCGACUUUUGCGAAACGGAUUUUUCUAUCCAGGCCUCUUCUGAAGUCACUGUGGUUCGUGUAUGGCAAAAUCUUGGGUCGGAGGUCACUUACUCGAAGAAUCAGUCGUGGCAUUGGCAGGCAGACUUUUGCCGCCGUGACUUGGUUCAUUCUAAGCACGGAAGGAUUAGGGAAUUAUACGGCCAGGACACGGUCUGA
Molecule: messenger RNA, 432 nt
Organism: Trichoderma harzianum CBS 226.95
Lineage: Eukaryota; Fungi; Ascomycota; Sordariomycetes; Hypocreales; Hypocreaceae
Exons: 1
Coding region: 1-432 (143 amino acids)
Source: RefSeq, a predicted model, not a curated record